This is a messenger RNA of Capsella rubella, 777 nucleotides long. Its product is annotated as ankyrin homolog. NCBI's taxonomy places the organism in Eukaryota, Viridiplantae, Streptophyta, Magnoliopsida, Brassicales, Brassicaceae. The record is from RefSeq and is a predicted model, not a curated record. Gene Ontology annotation, molecular function: protein binding.
AUGGAGAUUUCUGGCGCCGUUUCAACCCGGAGAGGUUCUCUACGCCGCCGUUUCAACCCGGAGAGGUUCUCUACGCCGCCGCAUCUUACAUCGCUCUCGAUUGAUUUGGUUCAUCGACGAAGUCUCUCUACUCACAGAAACCGUGGGGACAAACGUGGAGCGCUUCACUUUGCUGCAAGAGAAGGACAAACUGAAAUAUGAAGAUAUCUUUCAGAAGAGCUGAAACUCAAUGCUGAUGCAAAAGAUGAAGCUGGGGAUACUCCGCUUGUUCAUUCUGCGCAGCAAGGACAGAUUGGAACGCCAAUGUAUCUUUUAAAGCACGGUGCUGACAUUAAUAUAGCAUGUGAACUAGGAGCCACAGCAUUGCUUCACGCAGCUAGAACAGGAGAAAUCAAGUUGCUAAAGGAAUUGCUCUCCAGAGGUGUCCCUGUUGAUUCUGAAAGUGUUUGGGCUUCUGGCCACGACCAAAAAGAUGCUGUGGAAGUCAGAACUUCAAGCAAGUUAGAACACAAUGCCAAUCCUAAUGCUGAGGGUGAAGAUGAUAUCACUCUGUUGUUCUCUGCGCUGGCAGAGGGUUCUCUAGCAUGCUUAGAGCUGCUGGUCAAGGCAGGUGCCAAAGCUAACGUUUUUGCUGGUGGUGCAACUCCAACAUUGCAGCUGAUAUUGGAAACCUUGAGUUAAUUAACUGUUUACUUAAAGCCGUGGCUGAUCCUAAUCAGAAAGACGAGGAAGGCAAUAGGCCGAUAGAAGUUGUGGCUGCUAGAGACAGCAUAAAGG